Messenger RNA from Arabidopsis lyrata subsp. lyrata, 2195 nucleotides. Its product is annotated as pentatricopeptide repeat-containing protein At1g63130, mitochondrial-like. The transcript has a single exon. NCBI's taxonomy places the organism in Eukaryota, Viridiplantae, Streptophyta, Magnoliopsida, Brassicales, Brassicaceae. The record is from RefSeq and is a predicted model, not a curated record. Gene Ontology annotation, molecular function: protein binding. The coding region runs from base 72 to 1928 and encodes 618 amino acids.
AAAACGGAGACUUCUAGGGUUGUAAUUCUAACGAGAGAUUCAUUUCUGAAGCAAAAAUUGAUUGUGAGAAGAUGAUGAGGAGAUCGCUUACGAUUACGGGGAAGAGAUUUCUGCAUCGGCAUACUCUGGGGAAAGGUAAUCCUGGAACUGCUGCUCCUGCUCUUUGCUAUGAUUACAGAGAUAAAUUGAGUAGAAAUGGGAAAUUACAGGAUAUAAAGUUAGACGAAGCUGUUGAUUUGUUUGGUUACAUGGUCAAGUCUCGUCCUUUCCCUUCCAUUAUUGAGUUCAAUAAAUUGUUGAGUGCCAUUGCUAAGAUGAACAAGUUUGAUCUUGUCAUCUCUCUCGUUGAGCAGAUGCAAAACUUGGGAAUUGCUCAUGAUCUCUAUACUUACAAUAUUUUGAUUAACUCUUUCUGCCGCCGCUCUCAACUCUCUCUUGCUUUAUCUCUUCUUGGCAAGAUGAUUAAACUCGGUUAUGAGCCCGAUCUUGUCACGCUUAACUCCCUGCUCAAUGGUUUCUGCCACGGGAAUAAGAUUUCAGAUGCUGUAGCUCUGGUUCACCAGAUGGUGGAAAUGGGAUAUCAACCCGAUUUAUUCACAUUCAACACUCUAAUUCAUGGGCUUUUUCUCCACAACAAAGCAUCCCAAGCAGUGGCAUUAGUUGACUGGAUGGUUGUCAAAGGUUUUCAACCAGAUCUGGUUACUUAUGGUACGGUAGUAAAUGGGUUAUGUAAGAAAGGUGAUACUGAUUUGGCUUUAAGUUUGCUCAAGAAGAUGGAGAAAGGGAACAUAGAGGCGGAUGUUGUGAUCUACAACACAGUCAUUGAUGGUCUUUGCAAAUACAAACAUGUGAAUGAUGCACUUGACCUAUUCAAUGAAAUGGAGAACAAAGGCACUCGACCAGAUGUUUAUUCCUAUAACUCCCUCAUUAGCUGCCUUUGUAAUUACGGAAGAUGGAGCGAUGCCUCUCGAUUACUUAGUGAUAUGAUUGAGAGGGAAAUCAACCCCGACAUCGUUACUUUCAAUGCAUUGAUUGAUGCAUUUGCCAAGGAGGGAAAGCUUAUAGAGGCUGAUAAAUUGUACAAGGAGAUGAUCAAAAGGUCUAUAGAUCCUGAUGCUAUCACUUACAAUUCAUUGAUCAACGGGUUUUGUAUGCACGAUCUCCUAGAUGAGGCCAAGCAUAUGUUUGAGUUCAUGGUUAGCAAGAAUUGUCUCCCAAAUGUAGUGACAUAUAGUACUCUUAUAAAGGGAUUUUGCAAGUGUAAAAGGGUAGAGGAUGGUAUGGAACUCUUCUACGAGAUGUCCCAAAGAGGAUUGGUUGGAGACACAGUCACUUACACCACUCUUAUCCAAGGGUUUUUUCAAGCUGGAGAUUGUGAUAAUGCCCAAGAAGUUUUCAAAAAGAUGGUUUCAGUUGGUAGAUCUCCCAGUAUUAUGACAUACAAUAUCUUACUAGAUGGACUUUGUAAUAACGGGAAGCUAGAGACAGCAUUGGUCAUAUUCCGUGAUCUGCAAAAGAGUAAAAUGGAACUUGAUAUCAUCACAUAUAAUAUUAUGAUUGAAGGGAUGUGUAAGGCUGGGAAGAUAGAAGAUGGGUGGAUUCUAUUUUGUAGCCUCAGCCUUAAAGGAGUGAAGCCUGAUGUUAUAACCUACACUUCAGUGAUCUCAGGAUUUUGUAGGAAAGGUUUAAGGGGGGAAGCAGAUGCCUUGUUCAAUAAAAUGAAAGAAGAUGGGCCUCUUCCAGAUAGCGGUAUAUAUAAUACGCUAAUUAGGGCACACCUUAGAGAUGGGGACAAACCUGGAUCAGCAGAACUCAUCAAAGAAAUGAGGAAUCGCGGGUUUGUUGGAGAUGCUUCAACCUUUGGCUUGGUCACUAAUAUGUUGUAUGAUGGGAGAUUAGACAAAAGCUUUCUCGGUAUGCUUUCUUAGAACAGUUUAUCUCCAAGAGAAGGGGUGUAGAGCAACCAUCUUUCCUUCGAAGCAUCUGUGAGGUGAAUUAUGUACUUACAUUACUUUCUAAUGAUUACAUGAGGAUGACUGACACUGUGCUUGGUGUAUUUCAUUGUUAUGUUAAUACAAGAUCAAUGGUUUGAUUUAGAGAAAACCAGCUUGUACCGGAUAGAUGAUAAUUGCAUAUAAUCUCUCUUUCUACAUCUUCGUUUACAUUUAACAGAAAUAGUAAAUCAAAUUUCCAUA